UCUCAGAGUCUGCAGCUGGAGCGGGAGAUGUAUUUGGCUUCAAACUGCACCUUGGCCAGGGUGAACCUGUCCCUGCGCCCGCGGCUGGAGGACAGGAAGGCUUCCCUAGCCGUCAAGUACCAGGAGCUGCAAGGGACACGAGAGGCAUGUUGGGACAAGCAGCAGUGCCUGGAGGUGUACCUGGAGAACUGGAGCCUGCAGAGCGCUCUGGGCCAGCUCCAAGCCAAGCUCUAUGCCUCUGAGGCAGAGUCAGAGGCACAGACAGAGGAGUUCCUGGCCCAGGACCUGCCCCUCAAUUCCUUUCUGGACUCCUUCUGCCAGAGCCGCACCCGCUCCCACAUCUGCCAGAUGCAGCUGGAGAAACUGCAGGAGUUGCUGCAGAAGGACCAGGUGGGCAGGGACCCUGCAGGCUCCGCGGGGUACCCAG
Molecule: messenger RNA, 427 nt
Organism: Pelecanus crispus (Dalmatian pelican)
Lineage: Eukaryota; Metazoa; Chordata; Aves; Pelecaniformes; Pelecanidae
Source: RefSeq, a predicted model, not a curated record